AUGAAGAUUCUUACUGAAGAAGAAAUCGAGGCGCACCACUACCACACACUCUCUGGUGGUGUCAAGGGUACCGUGGCAGGUCUGGUGAUCUCGGGCUUACUGUUCAGAUACGCGCCAGUCAAGUUCCCCAAGUUCCAGCCUAAGCGCAUGCCUUGGUCGCUGAAGACUGCCAUGUUCAUCACCCCUCCAACACUGUUGGCCUCGAUCGGUGCUGAGGAAGCGUCGACGAGCUUCGACAACAUGAUGUACGGAUCGGGUAGUGCAUCACGUGAUGCCAUCGAGGAGCAUCGCCGUUGGAAGUCGCUGCCUCUCUCAGAGAAAUUGACAGAGGGCGCCUCUAACCACAAGUACAAGAUCAUCGUGGCCGCAUGGGCCGCGUCCAUGUGGGGAUCGUGGAAGUUUGUCGACAGAGACCCUAUCAUGACCAAGACGCAGAAGGCCGUGCAGGCCCGUAUGUACGCUCAGGGCCUGACGGUGAUGUUGCUGCUGGGUUCGAUCGGUCUGUCGAUGUACGAGGAGAAGCUGCACCCUGACGCUAAGAAACUCGACCGCUCGAAGCGCUGGGAGCGUCUGCUCGAGCGCGCCGAGGAGGAAGAAGCCCGCGCCCAAAAAGAGGCCGGAUUCCGGAGCAACGAGGACCGUGUCAAGGCUAAGAUUUUCAAAUAA
Molecule: messenger RNA, 666 nt
Organism: Lachancea thermotolerans CBS 6340
Lineage: Eukaryota; Fungi; Ascomycota; Saccharomycetes; Saccharomycetales; Saccharomycetaceae
Gene: RCF2
Product: Rcf2p
Exons: 1
Coding region: 1-666 (221 amino acids)
Biological process (GO): mitochondrial respiratory chain complex IV assembly
Cellular component (GO): mitochondrial inner membrane
Source: RefSeq, a predicted model, not a curated record